GUUUCUUAACCAUUUAUUUCGUUCGAGAUUAAGAAUUUUUUCUUAAAAGAAAAUGGCGACUCGUGUCAGAAGAAAUGCUCUAUUUUUCUUGACUCUUCUCUUUUUACUGUCUGUCUCCAAUCUCGUUCAGGCUGCUCGUGGUGGUGGCAAACUCCGCCCACAAGAAUGCAACUCAAAGUGUAGCUACCGUUGUUCGGCAACAUCACACAAGAAGCCAUGCAUGUUCUUUUGCCUCAAGUGCUGCACAAAAUGUCUUUGUGUUCCUGCAGGCACUUACGGCAACAAACAAAGUUGCCCAUGUUACAACAAUUGGAAGACUAAAGAAGGCCGUCCAAAAUGCACUUACGGCAACAAACAAAGUUGCCCAUGUUACAACAAUUGGAAGACUAAAGAAGGCCGUCCAAAAUGUCCUUAA
Messenger RNA from Camelina sativa (false flax), 415 nucleotides. Lineage: Eukaryota; Viridiplantae; Streptophyta; Magnoliopsida; Brassicales; Brassicaceae. The record is from RefSeq and is a predicted model, not a curated record.